Phoenix dactylifera (date palm) is the source of this 2439-nucleotide messenger RNA. Its product is annotated as Tetratricopeptide repeat (TPR)-like superfamily protein. Lineage: Eukaryota; Viridiplantae; Streptophyta; Magnoliopsida; Arecales; Arecaceae. The record is from RefSeq and is a predicted model, not a curated record. Gene Ontology annotation, molecular function: zinc ion binding; protein binding; RNA binding. Gene Ontology annotation, biological process: RNA modification.
UGAGUAGUUGAAUACUUUUGUGAAUAUAAUCGUACUGGAUUUGUGGGAUCCAUCUGUGAAAAAAAAAGAAAAAAAAAAAGAGCAUUCCUUAGGCUGUUGUUGGUUGCAGCAAAUAUCUUCGACCAUCAUGGAGGCUCGUUCUUUGCUGGUGCAAGGAUAAAAAUUUCAGAAUCCGAUUGAAUUUGUGCUAUGAACUCGUUGGGAUCGCCAGUUUUUAAUUUUUCAUUUGCGUCGCAUAAAAAUUUUCACGAUCUUUACCCAGAUUCCUUCCCGAGCGAAAUAGGUGAGCCUCUUCCCACCUCGAUCGCUGCGGCGAUAUGACCUCCCUGAGAAACUUGAUACCGAGAUAUUGCCCACUCUCCCUUCUGGACUCCACCACCACCCUUCCCCAGGUUCACCAAAUCCACGCCCACCUCCUCGUUAAUGGCCAUCUCAACGACCCUCCCCUCUUCGCCAAGUUCGUCGCCACCUUGGCCCUCUCCCUCCCCGACCUCCUCCCCUACUCCCACCACCUCCUCGUCCACUCUCCCCACCCGCCCUCCCUCUUCGCCCUCAACUCCCUCAUCCGGGCGCACUCCAAGGGCCCCACCCCCCACCUCGCCUUCCUCUUCUACCACCAAAUCCUCCACUCCCCCGCCCUCUCCCCCGAUCACUAUACCUUCACCUUCCUCGUCCGCGCCUCCGCCCAGGCCGCCGCUGCUGCCGCCGGCGCUGCCGUCCACGCCUCCGCCCUCAAGCGCGGCCUCGCCGCCGACCCGUACGUCCAGAGCGGCCUCAUCCACAUGUACGCCGAAUUCGCCCUUCCCGACGCCACCCGCCGGGUCUAUGCCGAGCUCCGCCGUCCCGACGUCGUCGCCCAGACCGCCAUGGUGGGCGCCUUGGCGGGCUCUGGCGAGGUCGACCUCGCCCGCGAGAUGUUCGACGGAAUGCUCCAGAGGGACCCCAUCGCUUGGAACGCGAUGAUAGCCGGGUACUCGCAGGUGGGCCGGUCGAAGGAGGCGUUGGAGUUGUUUUCUUUGAUGCAGGCGGAGGGCGUGAGGGUCGGCGAAGCGACGAUGGUGUCGGUGCUGACCGCGUGCGCCCACUUGGGUGCGUUGGCUCAAGGGAAGUGGGCGCACGGUUACAUACAGAAGAACAAGAUUGGAAUCACUGUGACGCUCGGCACAGCAUUGAUAGACAUGUAUUCCAAGUGCGGUGACAUGAGAAAAGCCAUGGAGGUGUUUUGGAGCAUGGGGGAGAAGAAUGUUUACACUUGGAGCAGUGCAGUGAGUGGUUUGGCGAUGAAUGGUGCAGGCAAGGAAUGUCUCGAGCUCUUCGAGCUCAUGAAACAAGAACAUGUGCGGCCCAAUGGGGUCACCUUCAUUUCGGUGAUUCGUGGAUGCAGUGUGGCUGGCUUGGUAGAUAAGGGUCGUGAGCAUUUUGAUUCGAUGAGGGAUGAGUACAGCAUUGAACCAUGGUACGAACACUAUGGAUGCAUCGUUGACUUGUACGGUCGAGCUGGGCGGCUGGAUGAUGCAGUCAAUUUCAUCAAUGCCAUGCCCAUCGAGCCCCAUGUUGGAGCUUGGGGAGCUCUGCUCAAUGCCUGUAGGAUUUAUAAGAAUAUUGAAUUGGGUGAGUUUGCAACGAGAAAGAUCUUGGAGUUAGAAUCAAAGAAUGAUGGUGCUUAUGUGCUCUUGUCAAACAUCUAUGCCGACUCGAGGAAUUGGAAGGGGGUCAGUAGCAUUAGGGAGUCGAUGAAGGCCAAAGGGGUAAGCAAGGAGCCUGGUUGCAGUGUUAUAGAGGUUGGCGGCAAGGUCCAUGAGUUCUUUGUGGGGGAUAGAUCACAUCCAAGGUAUAAGGAGAUUGAGGUGAUGUUAGGGGAGAUGUCAAGGAGGUCGAGGUUGGCGGGGUACGUGGCUAGGACUAAUGAGGUGUUGUUUGACAUUGAGGAAGAGGAGAAAGAGGAUGCUCUUUGUUGGCAUAGUGAGAAGUUGGCUAUUGCUUUUGGGUUGAUUGCAUUGGGGGAGGGAGUGACCAUUAGGAUUGUGAAGAACUUGAGGGUAUGCUUGGAUUGCCAUGAUGCCACAAAGUUUAUAUCAAAGGUCUUUCAGAGGGAGAUUGUUGUGAGGGACAGAAAUAGGUUUCAUCACUUUAAAGAUGGGGUAUGUUCUUGUAUGGAUUAUUGGUGAUGAUUCUAACCGAUCUGUUAUAUUCUCGAGUUCUUUCAUUUCUUUUGAGUUGAUGAGCUCAUGAUUUUGAUUAUUAGUUUUUUUCACUUUUACCUUCUCUUGAAGAGCCUUCUCUUCGGCAAACUACGUAGCAAAUAUUACAUUUACUGAUGUUUUGUUAAUUUGUUUCACACAGAAGAGAGGCGUGUGGGAACUUGUAAAGAAUUUUAUUGAAAGAGUCACAUACUUGAAGUAUUUAAUAAAGUUCUAUUGAAGUAUAACUAUUCUUGGA